Corylus avellana is the source of this 2065-nucleotide messenger RNA. Its product is annotated as Tetratricopeptide repeat (TPR)-like superfamily protein. The record is from RefSeq and is a predicted model, not a curated record. Lineage: Eukaryota; Viridiplantae; Streptophyta; Magnoliopsida; Fagales; Betulaceae. Gene Ontology annotation, molecular function: mRNA binding; protein binding. Gene Ontology annotation, biological process: RNA processing; mitochondrion organization. Gene Ontology annotation, cellular component: mitochondrion.
CAUUUCUCUUUAGCAUAAGGAAGAAGCAAAAUAUCCAAAAAUGGUUAAUUUCCAUUAAUAACUGAGCUCCUAGGAACGACACCGUUAGCUUCCCACUCUUCUUCUCCGCUACCUCUUCUUCUCUUUCAUGUUUUUCUAUGAAAAAAAAAGAAAAGAGUAGAGCAAAAUAUACAACAAAGUCCUCCAUUUUCUUUAAUUUUCCAAAACAUGUACUUAGCCGCCGCUGUCCAGAGCCAUCGGUAACGCCUUCCCUUGGUCAUCCCGGCGAAACGAAGUUUCCGGCCGAAACCCACAUAUCAGACCGGAUUUUGGAGACCAAUAGCUUGGUCGGUAUUCUCUGUCCCUAAACUAGCUCGCAUCCACCCAAAGGUCCGAUAGACUCAGACUCUGCUCCCUCUUCUUCUCUUUCACUUCCACAUCCCAAGGUAACGCUUUCUCUAUUGUAACAUUUGGGUUUAAGCAUUUUCACCCAAAGCCUUAACCUUUCAAUGGCACUUUCUGCAAUCUCUAAAUUCCUCUCAUUCUCACAUCCCCUAAAAACCCCAAAAUAUUCGACCCUAAAUUCCCCCACUUCUUCCUCUGCGGAGAAAUUCUACAAUCACCUGCGGAGAAACGGUGCCCAAAACAUAGAGAAAACGCUGGCCACAGUUAAGGCCAAAUUGGACUCCAAAUGUAUCACUGAAGUCUUACAUAGAUGCCACCCAAAUCAAUCCCAAAUGGGUAUUAGGUUUUUCAUUUGGGCUGGCACUCAAUCCAGUCAUAGGCAUAGCCCAUUCAUGUAUGGCAAAGCUUGUGAAUUGUUUGACAUUAAAGGAAACCCGAGUUUUCUUGUUGAUGUUAUUGAGGGUUAUAGGGUUCAAGGGUCUGUGGUAAAUGCCAAGGUAUUUAAGGUGGUUUUGAACCUGUGUAGGGAAGCUAAGCUUGCUAGUGAGGCUUUGUGGGUGUUGAGGAAAAUGAAGGAAUUUGCUUUGCAGCCUGACACUACGGCGUAUAAUGUGGUUAUAAGGUUAUUUUGUGGAAAGGGUGAAAUGGAUAUGGCAGAGGAGUUGAUGAAUGAGAUGGGAUUGAGUGAUCUUUAUCCUGAUAUGAUCACGUACGUUGCAAUGAUUAGAGGGUUUUGUAAUGUGGGUAGAUUAGAGGAUGCUUGUGGAUUGGUUGAGGUUAUGAGGGGGCAUGGGUGUUUGCCUAAUGCUGUGGUGUAUUCUGCUCUUCUCGAUGGGGCUUGUCAGUGUGGGAAUAUGGAGAGGGCAUUGGAGUUGUUGGUUGAGAUGGAGAAAGAAGGCGGGGCUUGUAGUCCGAAUGUUAUUACAUAUACAUCUGUGAUUCAGUGUUUUUGUAAGAAAGGUCAAGCAAUGAAGGCAUUGGAGUUUUUGGAUAGGAUGAAAGCUUUCGGAUGUUCUCCAAAUCGCGUUACAGUUAGUAGUUUGAUAAAAGGUCUUUGUGUAGAGGGGCAUGUAGAAGAGGUUUAUAAGGUGAUUGAUAAAGUUGUUGCGGGAGGCAGUGUUUCAUAUGGUGAUUGCUAUAGUUCUCUAACACUGUCUUUUGUCAAACUUAAAAAACUCGAGGAGGCUGAGAAGAUCUUUAGGAUGAUGCUUGCCAGUGGGGUCAAACCCGAUAGUUUGGCAUGUAGCAUUUUGAUAAGGGAGCUUUGUUUGGAGGGGCGGGUGUUAGAUGGAUUUAUGCUAUGUGACGAAAUUGAGAAAAUGGAGUUUUUGUCUUCCAUUGAUUCUGAUCUUUAUUCUAUUCUUUUAGUUGGGCUUUGUCAACAAAGCCAUUCGGUGGAGGCUGCAAGGCUUGCAAGGUUAAUGCUCAAGAAAGGAAUUCGAUUGAAAGCUUCUGAUUUUGACAGUAUAGUUGAACACCUGGAGAAAUUUGAAGAUGAGGAGUUAGUUCAGCACUUGAAUAAGGUUGGAAAAUAACAUUGAUAAAAGAAAGUAUGUCUGUCUUGGGGGGAUCUUAUUUGAUGAUUUGAGAAGGUAAAGAAUGCAAUUUCUAGUAGACAGGAAGAACAACAGCCAGCCAGUGCAUCUGCAUCAUGUCUAUCUCAACCCAAAACAUUCAUGGC